GAUUUAUACGUACAAGCUAACAAUUUAAAAAACAAGAUGGAGGAAGUUCGGAAAGCUGCGGAGGAAAAAAGACGGGAAUUGGUGAUUAGUGGCCAAACGGCCAGUAAAUUCAUUGAGGAGAAUGGAUUAGACGAUGAACUUUAUCACUUGACUUGUCUAAAUUAUCUGAGUAUAUCAAAGACAUGUUUAAGACAACUGUCGCCAAAAUUAGGAAACCUGGUAAAUUUGACCAACUUGGUAUUGCACAACAACCAACUUACGGCACUACCUGGGGAGAUACAGGCCUUGUCAAAGCUAAAGUUCUUUGAUGUAUCUAACAACCAAAUAGAAGAGAUGCCAGAAUCUAUCAGUAAUCUCUCAGAAUUGGAGUCUCUAAAUGUUAGUGUGAAUAAGCUUAGUUCUUUUCCACCUGUUGGGAACUUGAAAUCUCUCCAUAUAUUUAAUGUUGCUCACAACAGUUUAACAGAAUUACCAGAGGGAAUAUUCAAUCCUAAACUUGUUCAUCUUAGUCAGAUUAUUGCAGGAAAUAAUGAAAUUGAAUUGUUGUCCCCAAAUGUAACGGAAUUGCCGCAUUUAAAUAUGUUGGAUAUGUCUAACAAUAAACUAAAAGAAGUUCCCGCUGAGCUUAGUGAGUGUCCCAAGCUCAAAGAACUCAAUUUAAAAGGAAACAAAUUCUCAGAUCGGAGAUUUGGAAAACUGGUCGAGCAAUGUGCCACCAAGUCUGUCAUGGAAUACCUAAGUAAUAAUUUGAAGAAAGAGAGAGCAAAGAAUUCUGACAAGAAAGGCAAAGGAAAGAGUAAAGAGAAAAAAAAGAAAGGACAGAAGGCCGACGAUGAUGAUGUAGAAUUCUUGACGGACACCAUUGAUGUUUUGCACUUCCCCGAUGACGACGAUGGCUUGGUUGUAUCAAUUACCCCUGCAGUUCUGUCUGUGAGACCAUACAUUGUGUGCUGUAUUGUCAAAAAUCUAGACUUGCAGAAAACGGCCAAUAGUUUCAAGCAAUUCAUCACAUUGCAGACCAAACUUCAUGACACUCUUUGUAAUAAAAGACAAGCAGCGACCAUUGCUACGCAUGAUUUGAGCAGUGUGAAGGGUCCAUUGAAGUUUGAUGCCCAAUUCCCUCCUCUACUGAUGAUUGUACCACUGUCCAAACAAAAGGAGGUAUCAGGAGAAACACUUGUGGACGAUCUGAUGAAAGAGGCAGAGCAGAUACGCAGGGAGAAGAAACGGAAUGCUGUAUCAGGGAUACACAAGUAUCUCGACUUGCUGAAGGACAAGACACAGUACCCCUGCCUAAUAGACUCAGCAGGAACUGUUAUUUCUUUCCCACCCAUAACCAACAGCAAUAACACCAAGAUAUCCAAGGAAACUAGUUCCAUCUUGAUUGAGGUGACCAGUUCUACUAGUCUAGAUGUCUGCAAGAAGGUUUGUGAUGAACUCCUGGUGAAAAUGCUGGAGAUGGGUCUAGGCAAAGAUUCUGCAGAUGAGGCGUCACCACCUGCUGGACAGAAGACCUUGACUGUGGAACAGGUCAAGGUCACAGAUGAGGAGGGAAAUCUCAGAGUUGUCUACCCUUCAAGAACCGACCUGUCUGUGAGCAAUCCUGGAAUAACUGUCAACAGAAAUUAUGAAUAACAUUAAAUUGUUAGGGACUUUCUAAAUUAUGAAGACAUGUAUUAGAUAUUUUGGUCUCA
Molecule: messenger RNA, 1694 nt
Organism: Magallana angulata
Lineage: Eukaryota; Metazoa; Mollusca; Bivalvia; Ostreida; Ostreidae
Product: leucine-rich repeat-containing protein 47-like
Exons: 6
Coding region: 37-1635 (532 amino acids)
Biological process (GO): phenylalanyl-tRNA aminoacylation
Molecular function (GO): protein binding; RNA binding; phenylalanine-tRNA ligase activity
Source: RefSeq, a predicted model, not a curated record